CCGAGCCAAGGAGCGAGCUUCAGAAAUGCUGAGAAGAAAACCUAGCAAGAUCGAGGUCAAGGUGGAAGACAAGGAAGAACUCGAAGGAGCUCGCAAAUCCACCUCCACUUCCACCACCACCACCACCUCCGCCACCUCCACUCCCACUGCAUCUACCACUCUCCUCCACCACUUCGACCGCGCCAAAGACCCCUCCGCCAAACCCCAACGCAUCGGCCUCUCCUCCUAAACCUCAACCCUAAUCCAUUCCCCAAUGGAGGUCGAGGUCAAGAUCCGCCUCCCAGAUUCCUCCACCCACCGCGCCGUCUCCGCUCUCCUCUCAUCGUUUCACCGCGAAACCCAGCGCCAACAGAACCUCUUUUUUGACGGCGCCGCCGGUGAGCUCUCCUCCCGUCGCGCCGUCUUCCGCCUCCGAUUCUACGGUGACGAUUCCCGCUGCGUCGUUUCUCUCAAAGCCAAAGCGAUUUUGGUUAACGGUGUGAGUCGCGUUGAGGAAGACGAGGAGGAAAUGGAGCCGUCGAUCGGCCGCGACUGCGUUGCGGAUCCGUCGAAGCUUAGUGAGGUGGAUUCUAGGAUUUUGAGGAGGGUUAGGGAUGAAUUUGGGGUUGGUACCGGAGGGUUCGUGUGUUUGGGUGGGUUUAAGAAUGUUAGGGAUGUGUUUGAGUGGAAGGGUUUGAAAUUGGAAUUGGAUGAGACGAUGUAUGAUUUUGGAACUUGUUUUGAGAUUGAAUGCGAGAGCUCCAAUCCGGAGGAAGCAAAGCAGGUGAUUGAAGGGUUUUUGAAGGAGAAUGGAAUAAGUUACUCGGACUCUGAGGCUUCCAAGUUUGCUAUUUUUCGUUCCGGGAAGCUGCCACAGUGAGUGUUCAGCAACUGGUAAUCUGGCUGGAUAACUUACGAUGACCAUUGAUGUGGAAAAAUUAUUGUGAUGAUCGAAGAUUUAGGUCCAAAUUUCUGAAGAAAAGCAACAUUUUUCUUCCUUUUCAAACAUCUCAUUGUUCCAUGGUGGUUGCAGAUUCUGUAGGCAUCUACAACUGGAAGCAAUAUUUUCUCUUUCACAAUAAUUGUAUGCACUGCAACACCAAAUUGAUCCACUUUGAUGAUUUUUCUCUUUAUAUUUUAUUUGACUGAUAUUUUAGCUUUUAAUAAAGUUUUGGUAUGUUAGACAUGUUUCUCAA
Vitis riparia (riverbank grape) is the source of this 1175-nucleotide messenger RNA. Its product is annotated as triphosphate tunnel metalloenzyme 3. The coding region runs from base 254 to 859 and encodes 201 amino acids. NCBI's taxonomy places the organism in Eukaryota, Viridiplantae, Streptophyta, Magnoliopsida, Vitales, Vitaceae. The transcript has 2 exons. The record is from RefSeq and is a predicted model, not a curated record.